Momordica charantia (bitter melon) is the source of this 1596-nucleotide messenger RNA. RefSeq names its product transcript elongation factor IIS (gene TFIIS). Lineage: Eukaryota; Viridiplantae; Streptophyta; Magnoliopsida; Cucurbitales; Cucurbitaceae. The record is from RefSeq and is a predicted model, not a curated record. Gene Ontology annotation, cellular component: nucleus. Gene Ontology annotation, biological process: DNA-templated transcription; transcription elongation by RNA polymerase II. Gene Ontology annotation, molecular function: nucleic acid binding; zinc ion binding.
AAUGCCUUGUUUCAAUUUCUCUACACUCUCCGCCGUCUCCCUGCCGAAAAAGGGGAUUUUCCGGAGCCAAUUGAUUUUCCGUUCUAUUUUUCUUGUCGUUUUUCUUUGCUUUAGUGUGCGACUGCGGGCGUUUUUGGAGCCGGCGGUUCAGAUCUCUGUAAGUGUUGCUCAUUCGAAAUCGAUCGUUUGCCAUCGGCAGGGCGAUAUCUUUCGAUUGAUGAUAAUAUAAAAUUUUCAAGUUGGCGGGUGAUUCGAUGGAGAAUGAGCUGGUGGAAUUGUUUGAAGCGGCGAAGAAGGCUGCAGAUGCCGCAGCAGCUCCAUCAAAUGAUGGGGGAGCGGAGGAAAGUCGUUGCCUAGAUGCCUUACGGCAGCUCAAGAAAUUUCCUGUUACUUAUCAAAUCCUUGUUUCCACUCAGGUCGGGAAGCGCCUUCGGCACCUCACUAAACACCCCAAGAAGAAAAUACAGGACUAUGCAUCUGACCUGAUUGAGAUGUGGAAGGAAAUAGUUAUCAAGGAGACUAACAAGAAUAAGAAAAAUGGAAACGGCAAUUGUAAAGAGUCGCCUAAAAUUGGUUCUCCCAGUGCAGAGUCUGUCAAGGUGGAGAAGUUUCAAAAAUCAUCUUCCAUGAAGGUUGAGAGAGUUUCCAAGGUUGAGCAGUCCGAUAGGAAUGGCACCACGAGCUCUGUAAAAUAUUCUCGAUCAGAAAGUGUGAUCUCGGAGAAGAACAUUGUCAAGGUUGAGAAAACUGAUUCAUUGGAGAAGGUCAAGGCUGAAAGGGUGGUUAAAGAAGAGAAGAAAAUCUCAAUAGAUAAGAGACCAUCAAGUGGCACUGCUGCACCUCCAAAGCUUACAUCAAUGAUCAAAUCAAAAGAUGCUGCUCGAGACAAAAUAAGAGAACUUCUUUGUGAAGCUUUCUCCAAGGUUCCUGGCGAGGCCGAUGAAGAUGUUAUAGAUGAGGUCAAUGCAAGCGACCCCGUCCGUGUUGCUGUUUCUGUAGAAUCCGUGAUGUUUGAGAAUUGGGGAGGUUCUACCGGGGCACAGAAGGCCAAGUACAGAUCUAUAAUGUUCAACCUCAAGGAUCCCAAGAACCCAGAUUUCCGGAGAAACGUUCUUGUUGGACAUAUCAAGCCCGAAAGGCUAAUUAAUAUGAGCACAGCCGAGAUGGCAAGCGAUCAGAGGAAACGUGAGAAUGAAGAGAUUGAACAAAAAGCUUUAUUUGACUGUGAGCGUGGAGGAGCUCCGAAAGCUACUACCGAUCAAUUCAAAUGUGGUCGAUGUGGUCAACGCAAGACGACCUACUAUCAAUUGCAGACGCGGAGUGCCGAUGAACCUAUGACUACAUUUGUAACUUGUGUAAACUGCAAUAACCAUUGGAAGUUCUGUUGAGUUUCUCGUGAGCUGCUGAAAAUGUUAUUUACUGAGCUGCUGCUAGUGUUAUUUUGCCUUGACACUGCUGCAGUCUGUAAUCUCAUUUCACAUUACAUUUAGAACUUAGGAGUUCUCUACCCUAGGAUUUAUAAGGACUAAUUUGUUGAGAAAUUCAGUGUACAAACUUGUUUAUUUGUUAUUUCCUUUGGUAUUUGUCCGAGUUUAA